Molecule: messenger RNA, 965 nt
Organism: Cryptomeria japonica (Japanese cedar)
Lineage: Eukaryota; Viridiplantae; Streptophyta; Pinopsida; Cupressales; Cupressaceae
Exons: 2
Coding region: 109-621 (170 amino acids)
Biological process (GO): transmembrane transport
Cellular component (GO): membrane
Molecular function (GO): transmembrane transporter activity
Source: RefSeq, a predicted model, not a curated record
AGGAAUGCAUUUGGCCCAUCAUUUGGCACAGUUUGUUUCUCGGGUCUAGUAUUUGCAGCAGUGCAAAUAGCUCGGGCUGCUCUGGAAAAAGCAGUACGCUCCAAACGUAUGAGAUCGUCACAAGGCAUUGUUUCUGCUGCACUUGGUUGCUGUUUGAAUUGCCUACUCUCAGCAAUUGAUUUUGUGAAUAAGUUCACCAUCAACGUCACUGCAAUGACAGGAGAAAACUAUUGCUCUUCUGCUAGGCUGGCAUAUGAACUUCUCAAGCGGAAUCUUCUAUCAGUAGUUGUUGUUGAAACAAUAUCCACCCGCCUAUUGUUUGGAAUAUUCUUAGUUGUGUCCCUUGCAUAUGCCAUAAUGGUAUGGGGUGUACUCAAGGCUGCAACUUCACUUGGAAGGGAUGCCUACUUGGUUACAGGGUUUGCAUGGUUACUGCUAUUCAUGGUACUUGGAUAUUUUGUUCAUGUUCUGGACAAUGUAAUAGAUGCCGUUUAUAUAUGCUAUACAGCAGAUAAAGACAGAGGACGCGUGUCAAAACCCGACGUUCACAGUGUGUAUGUUCUGCUUCCUGUUUCCAGAAAUGACACCUCUUCCCUUGCAGUACAAGAAAUUUCUUGCUAAAUUUGUCACCAAGAAAAAGUAACCGAAAGUAAAAGUUCCAAAAUUUGCGUGAUUUUGGUGAGAGCAUUAUAAAAGUGCAAUUUAUUUUUUCCCAAUUUUGAUUUAAAGAGUUCAUGCGCUUGAGCUAGUUCAGAUGAAGCCUCGUUUGGGAGUUGUACCAGGCUGUGUGGAAGUACAUCCAAAAUUUGUGUGAUUUUGGUGAGAGCGUUAUAAAAGUGCAAUUUAUUUUUUUCCCAAUUUUGAUUUAAAGAGUUCAUGCGCUUGAGCUAGUUCAGAUGAAGCCUCAUUUGGGAGUUGUACCAGGCUGUGUGGAAGUACAUUUAUAUGUCUAAAAGAUUGUUUUA